AUGAAGUUCUCCAUUGCCGCCGCUGUUUUGGCCCUUGCCUCCGCUGUUGUUGCCCACCCCGGUGCUGGCUACGUCUCUACCCCCGAGAAGGAGGCCAACUUCCAGCAGAACUUCCAGAAGUUCGUCACUGCUUGCGGUAACGGCAACCAGGUCUCCUGCUGCAACACUGAGACCAAGAAGGUCGGCGCUCCCCUCACUGCCGGUGGCCUCAUCCCAAUCCUCGACAACCUCAACCUCGAGGACUUCUCCCUCCUCAAGGGUUGCUCCAAGGUCGACGUUGCUGCCGUCAUCGGAGUCCAGGACCUCCUCAACUCCAACUGCAAGACCCAGGUCUCCUGCUGCAAGGUUGGCGACACCAACCAGGUUGGUCUCGUCAACGCCAACGUCGACCUCAAGUGUGCUGCCCAGAACAUCAUCUAG
This is a messenger RNA of Trichophyton verrucosum HKI 0517, 420 nucleotides long. RefSeq names its product hydrophobin, putative. Lineage: Eukaryota; Fungi; Ascomycota; Eurotiomycetes; Onygenales; Arthrodermataceae. The record is from RefSeq and is a predicted model, not a curated record. Gene Ontology annotation, cellular component: fungal-type cell wall. Bases 1 to 420 code for a protein of 139 amino acids. Gene Ontology annotation, molecular function: structural constituent of cell wall. The transcript has 3 exons.